CCUCGUGUCGCACAAGCACUUCAACACCGGAACUGUGGAAGUGACAUGAAGAGGAGUUGAUUGAAAUGGCGUCAGUCACUAUACGCAAGUGGGGGCUCUGCGCGGUUUCCCUGCUAAACUUGUUGUUUGUCUUCAUAUCCGGAGCAGAUUUCAUUCGGUUUUUGUCGUUUCGAGCAAUUUAUCAUAACAUUACAGGGGAGACGAGACUCUGUCAAGACUCCAUACCUUGGUCUGUGGCUCUGAGGGACAGCUCGGUGCAUUGGUCUCUAGCUGUGGAUGUGUGUUUAGUGGCUCUUUUCACUGCACAACACAGCCUGCUCGCCUGGUCUCCGGUCAAACAGGUCCUACAGUCAGCUCUGGGAACCUUAAACAGGACGUUUUACUGCUUCACUACUGCACUUGCUCUGCAGGUCUUGAUGCGUUACUGGCAGACAGUGACUGGCGCUCCCUGCUUGUGGUCGGUGCGUAUUGCACCCUGGAGUGUCUGGUUCCCCCUGCUCUGCUUUUCUCUACACUUCCUCUGCUGGUCCAUCAUCUGUAGCAUCCUCAUGAUUUUUGAUUACCCAGAACUACUGGGCAUCAAGCAGGUGUACUACAAGAGUCUCGGUUUAGGAGACCCCUUGUAUCAUAAAUCACUUCCUGCUCAGCGACUCCUGUCCCACUUCCGCCACCCAGUGUUCCUGGAGCUGGUGGUCAUCCUGUGGCUCCUGCCGGCCCUGUCCCUGGACAGGCUUCUGCUGGCGGGGAUGCUGUCCACCUACAUGGCCCUGGCUCACUCGCUGGACAAACAGGAUUUAGCCUACCUCUGUAUGCAGUUUAGAAACAAGGUGCACCUCAUUGCAGAACAACAGCGAGGCAGCGUUGAUGCCACAAUAGACCAGAACAGCAGCAAUCACAUGGAAAAGUGAUCUUAAUAUUAAUUUCAACUUUAACUGCAGCUGUAGUCUAAAGCGAGGUGGCAGUUUUUGUCACUUUGUAUGUGACAAAGUGGAGAGUUGUGCCAUUUAAAGGAAGUGCUGCAUUUUUUUUUAUAAACGUUUACGUUGCCUGGAACUCAGAAUGUGUUUCUGUGUUUUCGUUUAAACUCAGUCUCAUUUAAACACAGAUUUCACACUGGAAACGCCCUAGUUUGUCACAGCUCGAUUGGGAAAUCACUAAUAAAAUGUAAAGGCAUUUCUUUUACAAUUUAUGCAACAGAAUUAUGGACGCUCAUGUGUCUGGUCUAAUGUGACAAACUGGGUUAAUAUUGUCAUUGAUAAAUCAGGAACUUGAGUUUAUGUUGUUUUAUUUCACAAGUUUCUCUAAUUUUCAUUAUAUUUUCAUUAAAUAUCAUUAAUGUUGGUAUUUUAUAUUAUUUGGCUUUUAUGAUGUCUGAUUUACUUAUAUAAUUGUUGCUUCUUGUUUAAACUGUAAUGCAACAUUUUAAAUGAAUAAUGUGGUUUAUUUUUAUAGCAGAAAAUCACUGACUUGUCUAAUUUAUCUGGAACUUUUGGAGGAGGAAAACUGGCAACAUGGUGGUCAUUUUUUCAGCUACAUUAAUUGAUUAAAGGUUGAAAUUGACUAAACAAUCA
Molecule: messenger RNA, 1571 nt
Organism: Nothobranchius furzeri (turquoise killifish)
Lineage: Eukaryota; Metazoa; Chordata; Actinopteri; Cyprinodontiformes; Nothobranchiidae
Gene: nrm
Product: nurim
Cellular component (GO): nuclear membrane
Source: RefSeq, a predicted model, not a curated record